GCGGCAGGCUUCCGCAAGAUCGGCUUCGGGCAGUGCGGGUUGGUCUUUGAGCGGCCGACCUUCGACUACGCCGUCAAGGUCGCGCGGCCCGGCUUCGCCGACGCCCUCGCCACAGACCACGGCGCACACGUCAGGGUCUACGCCGCGUUCAAUGCACCACCAUCAUCACCAUCCCCACAGCCUCUCGAAUGCCGCGUCCCUAGCGUCGUGUCCUUCCUCCUGCACGACACCAGCAACAGCAAAACCUGGUGGACAACACACGCGCACCUCUUCCCAGCCUCAACCACAGACGACACCACAUUCCCGCUCCCCGCCGCAGCACUGCUCACACAACGCAUCCCGGCGCUGCCCAAAUGCGCCCGCGACGCGCUGGUCACACUCUACUGUCCGCCCGCCGCGCAGGCUGCCGUGCGCGCGAGCCCGACGAACCGCGACUGCCUGGCGCGCAUCUAUUUGGGAAGGCGGCGGGGGAGCCAAGUGCCCGCUGCCAACUUCACGCUGCGCAACUUCAACCUGCACCUCGACCAGAUGCUUGAUUUGGGGCUGCCGGUGGCACAGUACGCGGCGGCCGUCGGCGCGGCGCUGGCUGCCAUGCACUGGGGCGCCAAUGUCGACGGGUACGAUGUGGAGUUUGUGCUCGGCGGUGAUGAUCAGAGUAGAACGGCGGCGAGGAUCUGGGUCCUCGACUUCAACCUUUGCACGGCCUGGGACGAGGCCGUUGCCGUGGCGCACCCGGAUGCGCUAGUCGCGCAGUUGGUCGUGGCGUUCUUCGAGAACGAUCCGUAUUUCCCGCUACCCCUAGCCGAGCAGGCGGAUGAUUGUGUGUUGUGGCAUGUUUUCUAUGCAGAGUAUCGGAGCGCUGCGGCGAGGGUGCUCGAGGGUAAGCCGCGCGAGCUGGCGGCGCUGCCGGGGAGGUUUCUUGAUGCGUGUGUGGAGAGGGAG
Messenger RNA from Lasiosphaeria miniovina, 942 nucleotides. RefSeq lists its product as uncharacterized. The transcript has a single exon. The annotation marks the transcript as partial. The record is from RefSeq and is a predicted model, not a curated record. Lineage: Eukaryota; Fungi; Ascomycota; Sordariomycetes; Sordariales; Lasiosphaeriaceae.